Molecule: messenger RNA, 395 nt
Organism: Colletes gigas
Lineage: Eukaryota; Metazoa; Arthropoda; Insecta; Hymenoptera; Colletidae
Gene: Dpm2
Product: dolichol phosphate-mannose biosynthesis regulatory protein
Exons: 1
Coding region: 126-386 (86 amino acids)
Biological process (GO): GPI anchor biosynthetic process
Cellular component (GO): dolichol-phosphate-mannose synthase complex; endoplasmic reticulum membrane
Molecular function (GO): enzyme regulator activity
Source: RefSeq, a predicted model, not a curated record
AUUCUUAUAUAUAUAUAUACAAAAAAAGCACCAUUUCACUUUGUAUGGAAAAAAAUUGUUUAUACAAAAAGUAAUUUCACGUACAUAAAUGUUCAAUUUUAAAAUAUUCAAAUUGAAGUUUAAAAAUGUUUAACAGUGAUUGUGAAAAAGGUAAAGUAAUACUGAUUGUGACAUUAGUUUUAUUUCUCUAUUACACUAUAUGGGUGAUUGGUCUACCAUUUAUCGAUGAUAACAGGGUACAAUCACUUUUUGGUUCUCAUAAUCUUGCUUUAAUAAUACCUGCAGUUUUGGGUUUAUGUUUCGUUGGUGGAUUAGUAUUGUUCACUAUUUAUCAUAUCUGGCCAUACUUUUCAUAUGACAAAUUCAGCAAACUUCACGAAUCGUAAAUUUUAUAU